Molecule: messenger RNA, 1973 nt
Organism: Hippoglossus stenolepis (Pacific halibut)
Lineage: Eukaryota; Metazoa; Chordata; Actinopteri; Pleuronectiformes; Pleuronectidae
Gene: rchy1
Product: ring finger and CHY zinc finger domain containing 1
Exons: 9
Coding region: 65-904 (279 amino acids)
Biological process (GO): ubiquitin-dependent protein catabolic process; protein ubiquitination
Cellular component (GO): nucleus
Molecular function (GO): zinc ion binding; ubiquitin protein ligase activity
Source: RefSeq, a predicted model, not a curated record
AAAGAAGAAAAGCCGGCAGCCUCGCAUCGGGCGCGAAGAAGAAGAAACAUCCCUGCAAGGAAACAUGGCUGCCGCCGGGUGUGAGCACUAUGUCCGCAGCUGCUUAUUGAAAGCCCCGUGUUGUGGUAAACUGUACGUGUGCCGGCUGUGCCAUGAUGCAGAGGAGAUCCACCAGAUGGAUCGAUUCAAAGUCCGAGAGGUGCAGUGCUCAGAGUGUCUGACUGUGCAGCAGGCGCAGCAGACUUGCCAGCAGUGUCACGUGCAGUUCGGGGAGUAUUACUGUGAUAUUUGCCACUUAUUCGACAAGGAUAAGAAGCAGUACCACUGUCAACCUUGUGGAAUAUGCAGGAUUGGCCCCAGGGAGAAAUAUUUCCAUUGUGACAAGUGCAAUCUGUGUUUAGCUCACGAUCUACAGGGAAACCACAAGUGUGUUGAAAAUGUGUCAAGGCAGAACUGCCCAGUGUGUAUGGAGGAUAUUCACACGUCCAGAAUUGGAGCUCAAGUUCUACCAUGUGGUCAUCUGUUACACAAGACCUGCUUUGAUGCCAUGGUCAGAACAGGAGCGUAUCGCUGCCCUCUGUGUAUGCACUCUGCCUGGGCCAUGGUGGACCACUGGGAACAGAUCGACGUAGAGAUCGCUCAGUCACCGAUGCCCACUGAAUACCAGGGUGCUACUGUCAAAAUUAUAUGUAACGACUGCCAAGCUCACUGCACGGUGCCUUUCCAUGUGCUGGGUAUGAAGUGCAGCGGCUGUGGCUCCUACAACACGGCACAGGAGGGAGGACUCAUCCAGCAGCUUCAACCACCACAACAACAGCCAGAGCAGGAGGUUGAGGCUGAGGCUGAGGCUGAGGCUGAGGCAGACACAGACACAGAGCCCGAGCAGCAAGAUCAACCUGAGUAACUCGUGCCACAUUAUCAGUUCAACCAAAAUGAGUUUGACUGGUCCCCUUCAUUGUUGAAAUUGUAUUGAUUGCAACAGGUGGCAGAGCCAACAUUCUGUGAUUUUAUAUAUAUAUAUAUAUAUAUAUAUAUAUAUAUAUAUAUUACCAAAAAAAAUCUAUUUAUUAUCUGUAUUGGCCUAUCCUCUCCGUCCCUAGGAACCUAUCCCAGCAUGCACUGGGUGGGGAAAAAAUGUAGACCUAGGACAGGUUGCCAGUCUAAGACUUUCACAUCAUCUUACAUUAAAGCUGUUUUCAGGCAUGAACUAAACUCCAUAGAGUCUCCUGACAUUCUCCAGAGGGGCUGUAUGUGAGAAUGCAAAUGUCUGAGUGAGAGCCUGCAGACUUUCGCCUGCCAGCCCCUUAGUAAAAACUCUGGAUAAUGACGGAGUAAGUCCACGUGAGAAUAUAGCAGGAGAUCCCCUGGGGGAUUCACAUUGAGUGGGUGAUCUGAGGAUGAAAGCAUGUGAUCACCACAGCAGAAUUAGUACGUUACUUCUUGCCUAUGCCUGCUGCACCACCUCUCGCCUGAAUGCUCCGGAGAUUUCUGUGUGGCUGUGAACAAGACUUAGCGGAGAAGCUCCUGCUACCUUCUCCAUGUCACAAAGAAAGAUCUCAGCUGAGUGACAGCAUGGCACCAUGACAAAGAAAUGAACAGAUAAAAUACUUCAUGUGAGGAACUGGUGAUGAUUUUAUCACUGAACAGUAUCCGACCAGUUAUAAUUUUUUUCCGUUAAGUUCAGAGAUCGUCCCAGAAGUCCUAUUUAAAUGCCAAUAGAACAUCAAUUGACACUGUAGUAAGUCUUCACACUAACUUCACUGACAUGUUUGUAGCACAGCACAGGGCAGUGGAGGAUUUUUAAAUGUAAGACCCACACACAGGGAUUUUUAAAUGGAAUGAGUGAAAGGGAACAAGUCACAGGGCAUUUGUGUGGAGUAAAAGUACAGUACAGUAUUUACACCCCUGUACAUUUUGUUGAUUUCUGCAUGUGAGUCAGAGGGAUUAAAGAGAAAGAAUGUUUCUACUUUUGA